Chaetomium strumarium is the source of this 1272-nucleotide messenger RNA. RefSeq lists its product as uncharacterized. Gene Ontology annotation, molecular function: protein binding. The transcript is spliced from 2 exons. The record is from RefSeq and is a predicted model, not a curated record. Lineage: Eukaryota; Fungi; Ascomycota; Sordariomycetes; Sordariales; Chaetomiaceae. The coding region runs from base 1 to 1272 and encodes 423 amino acids.
AUGGACCCAGGACGACUACCGCCAGAGCCAUCGGCGCCGGGCGGCCACUUGAUGCAUGAGCUCAUUGGCCAAUCCCUGCAUGACUUCUCCGAGACGGUGCGACACUCGAUCUCGCCGUUGGCGAGGAAAGACCCCGAUACGGAUGUCACCGCGGCAUUAGCAGUGGCAGGCCCUGGCACGGAGAAGCCAGACAUCAACCACAACGACGAGGACGAGGACGAUAACAAUAUCCCCCAUCCCCCAAGGCCACCGCAACCUCCGAAGCGGCGCCCGCUCCACCUCCUCACCCUCCCGCCCGAGAUUCUUAUCAUGAUCCUGCAGCACCUCAACUUCCCCGCCAUCCUCCGCGUGAGCACGACAUGCAAGCAGCUGCACCACCUGGCCAGCCCGGCCCAGAUCAGCACGCUCGUCGGCGCCGACUGGCUGGACGCCCAACUGCAGCGCCACUGCAAGAGAUGCCUGGUCCACGACCCGUGGCGCUCCAUCUUCCUCACACCCCAACCCCAACCUCGACCGCGCGACUGCGACCCUUCCUCAUCCGUGUGCAAGUACGCGCUGGCCAGCCUCUGCCUGGGCUGCGCCAUCAAGGUGCGCGAUCCGCGCAUCCGCGUCGGGAGGAGGGUUCCCAUGGCGAAGGCCGACGUCGUCUUGGUGUGUCGCUGGUGCGGCUUCCCCGUCGUCCUCGGCUUCCGCUCCCAUCACAUCGUCAUCUCGCAGCGCGACCAGAUGCAUCGCUUGUGCUACAGGCGGUACCACCACGCCCUGUUUGUGUUUCGUUUCGUGCUGGGCGGGCUGCAGUUCGGUCUAGGGAUCGUGGCGGCUGCGCUGGCGUGGCGGUAUUUUCGCCAUCGCGUGCUGGUGUUUGCGCCGACUGUGACCAACUUCCUCCUCAUGUGGAUCUGCCUCGCCUUCUUGCACCUCCGGGACACCUCGCGGCGGACCUACCAUUACACGCUCCUUCUCGAGCUGGCCAUCCUGGCGCUCUGGAUCCCGCCCGUCUACUACGUCGCAGGCGACAUCAUCUCACACAAAAGCGGCGGCCCUGUCCCCAGGGCGACGCAAGCCACCCUGGCCAUGUUCGCGCUCAACAUGUACUUCCGCCUCGUUAACCUCGCCGGCAACAUUGUCCUCCUGUUCCGUUUCGAUUCCACAAUGUGGACGAGACUGGGCCUCCCCCGAUGGCGACGGCCCUUCCACUACCUUGCUACUGCCCUAGUCAUGUGGACCUAUCCGCAAUCACUAGAGGCAAAGCUCGCGGGAGAUUCUGUGUAG